Nanorana parkeri is the source of this 2816-nucleotide messenger RNA. It is a transcript of the gene HELLS, whose product is annotated as helicase, lymphoid-specific. The transcript has 21 exons. The coding region runs from base 100 to 2580 and encodes 826 amino acids. Gene Ontology annotation, cellular component: nucleus; pericentric heterochromatin. Gene Ontology annotation, molecular function: ATP binding; ATP-dependent chromatin remodeler activity; chromatin binding. The record is from RefSeq and is a predicted model, not a curated record. NCBI's taxonomy places the organism in Eukaryota, Metazoa, Chordata, Amphibia, Anura, Dicroglossidae. Gene Ontology annotation, biological process: pericentric heterochromatin formation; negative regulation of gene expression via chromosomal CpG island methylation; DNA methylation-dependent constitutive heterochromatin formation.
UGGAGGAGUUUUGAUUGGGGGCGCGAGAUCGGCGAAGGAUUUGGCGCGAGUUUGUGGUUGCGGACUGGAAGUGAGAAGUCUCUGUGCUGAGAGCCGACCAUGCCUGUGGAACAGCCGCUCUCCGACCCGGCUUCAAUGGAAUCUGAGAUGGAUCAGUCACUUGAUGGAUUAAUAACUUCAGCAAUGUUAAAGGAGGAAGAAAAACUUGAGAAAGCAGCUCAAGUAGAGGAGCAAAAAAUGAUGGAAAAGGCUCAGAUGUCUUGGGAAAGAGACUCCAAUGAAAUGCGGUAUAAAAGGCUCCAGCAUUUGCUUGAGAAAAGCAACAUUUAUUCCAAAUUUCUUCUAACUAAGAUGGAACAGCAGCAGUUGGAGGAGAUUAAAAGGAAAGAAAAACUUGAAAAGAAGAAGCAGAAAACUGCACAGGUAGACGCGUUUAUAAAAUUGAAACAAAAAAGACAGCGUGACGAAAGCUACAGUAUCUCAGAUGUCAUGUCAAAAGAAGACAUCUUAACUGCUUCCAAAAGAUCCAAGCAGGAACCUGAGAAUGAGAAUUCUUCCUGCAAACUGACAUCCGAAGAGAUUGAGCAGAUGGGAGAUUCUAACACAGUAAUUAAAGAUCGCCUGUCGCAAGCCGUGAGGCACAGUGCUAAACAUAUGCUGGACCCAGUGAGGAAAGUAGAUGGGCAGCCAGUUCCUUUUCAGCAGCCAAAGUACUUUACUGGAGGUGUGAUGCGCUGGUACCAGGUGGAAGGCAUGGAGUGGCUCAGGAUGUUAUGGGAGAAUGGAAUUAAUGGCAUAUUGGCUGAUGAAAUGGGUUUGGGAAAGACAGUCCAAUGUAUUGCCACAAUAGCGAUGAUGGUUGAAAGAGGUGUACCUGGACCAUUUUUAGUUUGUGGCCCUUUAUCUACUCUUCCUAACUGGAUAUCCGAGUUUAAACGUUUCUCUCCUGAGAUUCCAGUACUACUUUACCACGGCAACCCACAAGAACGACGUCGGUUAGCCCAAAAAGUUAAUAAACGAGAUGGGGCUUUGCAGAUUUAUCCUGUGGUUAUCACAUCUUUUGAGAUUGCCAUGAGGGAUCGUCCGGUCUUACAGCAUAGAUCCUGGAAAUACAUGAUUCUAGAUGAGGGGCAUAGAAUAAAAAACAUGAACUGUCGACUUAUAAGGGAACUGAAGCAGUUUCGGUCUGACAACAAGCUGCUCCUCACUGGGACACCACUACAAAACAACCUAGCAGAGCUGUGGUCUCUCUUGAAUUUUCUGCUACCAGAUGUUUUUGAUGAUUUGAGAAGCUUUGAAACCUGGUUUGAUAUAACGGGCAUCACACAGAAUGCUGCAGGCAUUGUGGCCAAUGAACGCGAACAGAACAUUUUACAUAUGCUUCACCAGAUCCUAACACCUUUCCUAUUGAGAAGACUGAAAACUGAUGUAACAUUGGAGGUUCCCCCAAAGCGAGAAGUUGUAGUUUAUGCUCCGUUAACAAAGAAACAAGAGGUGUUCUACACAGCCAUAGUAAAUCGGACCAUUGAAAAAAUGCUGGGACAGGACAAGGUAUCCACAGAGCAAGUACAAACGCCUAAUGGAAGAGGGAAGAGAAGAAGUCGCAAAGUGGUGAAUUAUAGUGAGCAGGCUAAGGACACUCCAGAUGAACUUGAAAAGCUCAUUAGUUGCUUGCUCAAACAGCAGGAAGCUGAGAAAGAAAGGCCUGUGAUGGAAGUCAGUCUGCCAGGGAAUGCAGAAGUAAACCUUAAAAUGAGGAAUAUUAUGAUGCUGCUGAGAAAAUGCUGUAACCACCCAUAUUUGAUUGAAUAUCCUCUAGAUCCUGUAACCCAGGAGUUCAAGAUUGAUAAUGAACUGAUAAAUAGUUCAGGAAAAUUUCUAAUCUUGGAUCGGAUGUUGCCAGAAAUGAAAAAACGAGGACACAAGGUUUUGAUCUUCUCACAAAUGACAAUGAUGUUGGACAUAAUAAUGGAUUACUGCUAUUACAGAAAGUUUAACUUCUGCAGGUUGGAUGGAUCUAUGGCAUAUGCAGAGAGAGAGGAGAAUAUGCGGAAGUUUAAUACUGACCCCGAGGUUUUCAUCUUUCUGGUUAGCACACGGGCUGGAGGACUGGGAAUCAACUUGACAGCAGCAGAUACUGUAAUCCUUUAUGACAGUGACUGGAAUCCUCAAGCUGACCUUCAAGCCCAGGACAGAUGCCACAGAAUUGGUCAGACAAAACCAGUUGUGGUGUAUAGACUUGUGACGGCAAAUACCAUUGAUCAAAAGAUUGUGGAAAGAGCAGCCGCCAAAAGGAAGCUAGAGAAGCUGGUGAUCCAUAAAAAUAAAUUUAAAGGUGGGCACAAUGGAAUAAGCCAGUCUAAGAGCUGUCUUGAUCCACAAGAAUUACUGGAGCUGCUUCAGUCCCGAGAUCAUGAAAGAGAAGUAAAAGGAUCCAAUGGUAAAGUCAUUAGUGACAAAGACCUGGCCUUGUUACUGGAUAGAAGCGAUCUCAUUGCACAAAUGAAAAAGAAUAAUGCACAAUGCAAAGAAAAUGGGGCGUUUAUGGUUCUGGAGGAGAUAGAAGAAAUUGAAGUCUGAGAUAUGUAGACUAGAUUUCUCUGCACUUACUAUGCGGUUUGCUUUUAACGCUAGGUUAGAGGGUGAUGCACCUACCUUGUCACAGUAGAGGUUAACUUAGACCAGCGAAAGUUCUUUUAAAAGUACCAAUGGCUUUCUAGAGUUUUAAAAUGCCAUGCCUAUUACUGCACUUUUACUUGACUUCAAGAUUGCGUUAAUGAACAGUCUUCCUGUGGAAGGAUUUUAUGUUUCUUAUG